This is a messenger RNA of Perkinsus marinus ATCC 50983, 420 nucleotides long. RefSeq lists its product as hypothetical. Gene Ontology annotation, cellular component: vacuolar proton-transporting V-type ATPase, V1 domain. Lineage: Eukaryota; Perkinsozoa; Perkinsida; Perkinsidae. Gene Ontology annotation, biological process: proton transmembrane transport. The record is from RefSeq and is a predicted model, not a curated record. Gene Ontology annotation, molecular function: proton-transporting ATPase activity, rotational mechanism. The transcript is spliced from 3 exons. Bases 1 to 420 code for a protein of 139 amino acids.
AUGUCCUCUUCCACGAUUCAACCCUACCUUAUUCUGGCUUGCUCCUCGGCUGACGAGCCCAAGGAGCUCAUUCACACCGUUUUGCAGUCUAGAGUGUGUGAGAAGAACAAGUAUUGUGAUGCUGUUUACAAGUUCGACGUUCCUGAGAACCUCAAGUUCGGCUCCUUCGAUUCCCUCAUCAGAUUGGUGGACGACCUUUCCAAACAAGAUUCCCAAGUUGAGGCCGUCCUUCGCCGUAUCGAGAGGCAGCUGCUCGAGCUUGACCCCAACACUGAGUUCAAGGUCGUCUCUCAGAGGGCUUCACUAUCAGCAGAGGAGUACAUCUCCAAAUUCCACUGGGAUGACGCCCAAGUUCCCCCGCACCAGGAAUAUUCACGACAACCUCAGUCUGUUGUUGACGAGUAUUCAGAAGCUCGAUGA